Messenger RNA from Hypanus sabinus (Atlantic stingray), 2944 nucleotides. RefSeq names its product proline-rich nuclear receptor coactivator 1 (gene pnrc1). The transcript has 2 exons. The record is from RefSeq and is a predicted model, not a curated record. The coding region runs from base 400 to 1275 and encodes 291 amino acids. Gene Ontology annotation, biological process: nuclear-transcribed mRNA catabolic process, nonsense-mediated decay. Lineage: Eukaryota; Metazoa; Chordata; Chondrichthyes; Myliobatiformes; Dasyatidae. Gene Ontology annotation, cellular component: nucleus; P-body.
UAUUGGUCGAAGCGGUGAGCGAGGAGCGUGAGUUAUAAACGUACUGCGGACGCCCUUCAGCUGUUGUCGGAGACGAAGGGAAGCGGCGUUGUUUUUGUUGAUGCUGCGUGCCUCUGUGUGUACAUAAGCUCGUCGCCGCUCGCCGGUAUUUGUAAAUACCACCAGGGCUUUUCGCUCGGGCGGGUUGGUUUUGGGUAGACGGUGGGUUCAGAAGCGAUCCGGAGUGUCGAGAGUCAGCGGUGAGCGAACAAUCGCAGGAAGUAGGUCGCUUCAGCGCGGCCGCCAUUUGUUGCCCGGGUAAGCCGCGUAUAAGGAGCUUUUUCUUCCGCCGCCGGAGAAAGGCGUCGACGCUAGCUCGCCAUCUUCCCACAGCGCCUUCGUGAAGUUCAGCAUCGUUGCAUGGUGACUGCGGAUGUCCAUCGCCCCUCACGUCCUUUCCUCGGGGUUUUAGCCCGACGUCGCAAGCGGUGGAGGUGGUGUGGGGCCGCGAUGCACCCGCUGCUUUUGCCCUGUCCGCCAUCAGUCCCCUUCCCCGUCAGUACCUACAACAGCGCCAAGACCGCCGCUGGUAACUGCCACCGUCCGCAGCAGCAGAGCAAGUCGGCGGCCAGCCGGUCUCGGAAGUUACGGUCGGCUGCGUCCACCAUUACGCUGCUCCAGAAACACACGCAUCAGCAGCACCUGAGGACGCCACAGCCAGGCUGCCGGAGCGCAACCGGCGCCACGUCGACGGGCCCGAGGACCCCCCUGGUCGCCGCCGCCGCUUCGUCCGCAUCGGUGGACGAGCGCACCAAGGAAGAAAAGGUGUUUAAUUCAAACAUGGAAAGAUACAAAGAAACAAUAUCUCAUCAUUCACAGUUUGUAUAUUCUGUAAAUAACACAGAAGAAUGCUUUCAAGCCUUAAAUGCAACUAAGAAAAGAAAUAAGCGUAACCUACUGCCGAAAAAAGCAUCAGUAAAAAGAAAUGAAAACAGCCAUAGCCAGAAUGUGCUUCCUCCUGAAGGCUGCAACAUUCUCAAAAAAGAAGGGGGAAAGCCUAUUACUCCUGGAAACAACUACAGAAGUCUAAAAAUACAGAAAGUUGGUCUGAGGUCGAUAACAACUCUUCAGGGAGAUCAGAACUAUGCUGGGCCAAAGUUUAGUGAGCCGCCAUCUCCCAGUGUUCUACCUAAACCACCAAGCCAUUGGGUAGGGGUACAUACUGAUUAUUCUGAAGAUGGGAAUAAGGAAAUAAUGACUGUCCAUUUAAAAACUUUACUGAAAGUUAAUGCAUAAUUCAAGAACAUUUAAAGUUUGUGUAAUUGAGUUAAAGGCUGUCAUUCGAGAUUCAACGUCGUGGCAGCAGUAGGUGCAGCAUUUUAAACUAUUGUAAAUUUGAUUGUUUUUGGUAUAAGCAUAUACAUACAAGUGGUGCUAGUGAUAAAGUGGGAUUGUGUAUAUUAAUGUAAACCAUGUAAUUAUUUGUAUAUUUUCAUAUACUCAAUUUCAAAGGAAUUAUAGUUUCAUAUGAGAAUUUGUCUCGGUGAGCUGAGUUAAAUUUUAUAUUUUAUACAUGAGAGGAAAACUCGAGUUGAAAGCUAGAGCGAAGUUUUAUCCUCUGCAAAUGCAAGAAGUGGUGUUGUAAAAUAUUUGACAAUCUGAAAUGUUUUUGAGAAAACCUAUGGUUUAAGAAGUAAUUGAUUCAAGCACUGCUUUUAUCUGCACUACUGAAUAAUACCAUGAACAAGAUGCACUUUCAUCUUAACGGGUGUUAAGUAUAUGAUGUGAAUUUUAAUCUUGUCACCAAAUUAAAGCUCUUGCUCAAGGAAAAGGGUUCAUUUCCCACAGUUGGUCUGUUGGUAAACAGAACUCUUGCGCACAUUUUGUUGGGCAUGUAGAUUAUGUAAUCUUGAAUGGUGUUGAUAAAUUUUCUUUGAAAAUUCCCUUCACCAGUUUGCCCCAAGUCUGUGCCUAUGAAGUAACUAGUAACAAGAACAAUGAUAUAUCUGCUCUGUUACCUGCAUUUCCAAUUUCUGAGAAGUGUCACAUUCUUUUUGAUAGUAUUGUGGCCCUUAUGGAAAUGCCUAUUCUUUCAAGAUUGUCCAACACUUCAGUCCUGACUUACCAUGUCAUGAGGCAAGAUAUACAUUGUACCAGUAACCUUUUUAAAAAAAGAAAUAUUUGCUUACCUUUUUAAAAAAAAAAAUCAGACAAGUAACAUUCUAGUCUUUAUUGAGAAUUUAAGUCUUGAAUUUUUGGUUCGCUUUUAAAGUGAACUUCAAUUAACAACAAUAUCUGCAUAUUUUAAGAGCUGUUUCAAACUUUCUUUAAAAGUUUAACCUACAUAACAUCAGUAAGUCUGCUUCAUGAUUAAAUGCUCUAUUGGCAGACAAGAGUUCAUCUGAAGGAGAAUAAGUUGUUUCAACAAUAAUUUUGCUGAGCACAAAUUUGGUAACUAUUUGAAGUAGUUACUUCUAUAGUUUCCAACAGUUUCCCUGCAGCCACAUUGUUUAUUAAAAUUCUGGUUUGGGUUUAAAACAAACUAUUCAUGCUGGAAAUGUUUGUUUAUUUAUUUUGGAUCACAUUGUGUGGACUGCACCAAAACUAAAUCAGAAUCUCGUUAUCUUAUGCUAUAUUGGGAUUGGGGGGGGGGGGGGAAUAAGACACUGGAAAGUGUUCUGUGUAAUUUGAUGCCAAUUUGAGUCCAAUUUUAUGGUAAGACUUGAAUUAGUACAUAGAUGUAUAAAUCCAAAAGAUGGAAUAGUUGAUUAAUGUUUUAUUCCUAUUCAAGUCAUUUAUUUACCUUUUUAAAGGAUAAUGCAUUAAGAAUUAAGAUGUAUGUUGCCAUUUAAAAUUGGUAUUUUCCAAAGAAAGCUGGCAUGCUUAUUGCUAUAAGUUUUUAAUUGUACUAUUCCUACAAAUUGGCAGAUUUCAAAAACAAAUAAAAUUCAAUUUGUCUCCCUAA